Porites lobata is the source of this 2738-nucleotide messenger RNA. The record is from the annotation of a GenBank genome assembly. NCBI's taxonomy places the organism in Eukaryota, Metazoa, Cnidaria, Anthozoa, Scleractinia, Poritidae.
UGUUAUAGUCGAUUCAGAUUAGGAGGAAGCAAACUAUAAUUAUAGUUGUAGAUGUCUAUAACGACAAAAAUAACUGUAUGAUUCGUUUCGACUGGCUUUUCAGAAUUACCGGAAAUGUCAGAUAUAGUUGUCGUAUUGCGUCAUUUAGCCACGUGAGCCGUAUAAAAUUGACGCCGGAAAUAAUUUAUGUUAGAAGUUUCGUGCGAGAAAGCGAGGCAUAUAAGAUUCGUCGGAUCUGACGGGCCAUCUGUGUGUAAAUUUAAUUUCUUAAGAUGGCUGACGAUCAGAAAGAAGAGUCUGUCGAUGUAGCAGUCGCCGUAACUGUCGCUGUCGAGGCAUCACCUAAGCUGUUGAUAAACGGCGAAGAAUUCACCGCAUGUUCGGAUCACGACGUAGCGGGAUCAUCGCCUUCAGAAGAUGAAGUAGAUCGCAAAUAUACCCACUCUCCUAUUGAUUCUCACUCCGACAACGAUGUAAAAGAUGGAACUGAACCUUUUCAACCUCCCAGUGAAGAACUCUCUGACAAAAUUGUCACCCAAGUUGAAUUUUAUUUAAGCGACGAUAAUCUGGCUAAAGAUGCCUUUCUUCUGAAGCAUGUCCGUCGAAACAAAGAAGGAUAUGUCAAUUUAAAGCUCAUAACGUCUUUCAAGAAAGUGAAGACCCUAACUAAAGAUUACAGAGUCGUUUCUCAAGCCCUGGAAAAGUCAAAGGAGCUUUCGUUGAAUUCAGAAAAGACGAAGGUUCGAAGGAAUACUUCCCUGCCAGCUGAACUUCUCGAACGCAAUCCUGGCCGAACCGUCGUGGUAACAGGACUUGAGAAUGCUUCAAUGGAAAGCGUGAGCGAAAUGUUUUCAAAAUGUGGUGAGAUUGAGUUAAUCCGCAUCGUUCGCCCAGGGAAAACGAUUCCAGACGAUCUGAGGUCCUAUUUUUCCAAACAUCCAGAACUAGAGACGGAGACUUGUGCUGUUGUUGCCUUUGAAACCAUGGCUGCGGCCGCUCGAGCCUGCAGUGAUAUGUCGAAAGAGGGCGGUGUGAAAGUGGUUGAACUUGGCAAGCAAGGACCCAAAAAGGAAAAAUCGAAGUCCAAGUCAAAAUCAAAGGACAGAGGAAGCGAUGUUGUACGAGAUUCUGACGAGGAACACGACGAAUCCUCAAAGAAACGUCGGAAUAGAAAGAAGAACAAACGAGUACAGGAACUGAUGGGAAAAAAUUCUGAUGAUAACGUCUCAAGCUCGUGUUCCUCCGAUACUGAUAAUUCCUACUCAUCAUUCAGCAGCUGCCGACGUCGACAAAACAGUGGGGGAAGCCAUACCUCAGAUAGGAGUACAUCUCCUGUCCGCAACAGCCCCAGUCCUCGCAGCAGUGCCGGUAACUGGCGGUCACCUCAGAGUAGUCCAGAGAUGUCCAGGAAGAUGGCAAACACUGGUGUAAAAGAAGGCAGCAGUAGUGCUCCAAACAGCCCAUGGUCUCAGCGUCGUAAGUUUGCAUCACCAAAUCUUAGCCAUUCGCAACACACAAGUCCGCUCGUUGAGUCCUCUAGCCCGCGACACAGAAUGAUCCAGUUGGAGGGAGUGGAACGACUUCCCAAGGGACCUGAUGGCACCAAAGGGUUCCAUCACGGUCUUGGCAGAGGCAGGCCUCUUGCAGCAGUGGCUUAAGCUACCUUGUUAUAUAUUUAUUAAAAAAGAUUGAAAUUUAUGCAUUAUUUUAAAUAAUCCAGUGUGUAAGGUUUGCAUGCUCUAAAGAUUAUCAAAUUUAUCUCUAGUAUAGUAGAAACAUUUGGUGUUAGCAGACCAGUAAAUGCCUGGGCCCAGGUGCUGGAUCCACAAGUUAUUGGGGUAUUUAUAUUUUGUGAUAUUUUUAUCGUCAUUGUGGAUAAACAUAACCAAAUCUCUGAGUGAAUGUUCAACAUUAUUAAAUUUUUACCAGCUGUAGUUCCUUCAUAUGGAUGAGCGUUUUAUGUUACUGAUUUUUUAAAGCAACUUGGGCCUGGUAUUUGAUGGGAGAUGUUAAAUAUGGCACUUUGUACAUAAUAUUAUGAUGUUAAAUCUAGAAUAAUUUAAUUUACUGGUAAUACAAUAUUCUUAGAGGUAGCUUGGGAUUCAGCCAUUUUUUUGUUUUUGAUAGAUUUUCGUAUAUUUUAAUACGCAAAGAAAGUGUUCAUUGUGUAGUGACUUCUCUGUUGGGCUAGAUUAUGGAUUGUUUUUCAUAUUACAAUGUAAGGUAACUUGCCUUUGCUAUUGGGGGUUCAGAAGCAUAUAACCCUGGGGUAGACAUGAAAGCUGUCUUUAUGGAAGGGGGUUCAGCUUAAGCAGAUUUCCUUUCAUCUUGUCUUCAAUAUUGCACUUUUGUAUUAAAUGUAAAGAAGUUGAUACAUGGACUGUAGGUAAAAUAUUACCUUUUACUUUAAAUUGUACAUAGCACUUAUUAAUUGUAGUCCAGGUAUUAUUCUUAUUGUCUGUUAUAUAAAUUAUAUAAUGUCACUGUGCUGAAACAUUGUUGUUGUUAUAUAAUAUACUGUUGAAGAGCUAAAUUUUGUGAAAAUGUUUCAGAAUGACAGUAACAUUAGCAACAUUCUCUAUAAAGUUCUGCAUUUAUAGACGAUGUAAUGAUAUUCGGUCUUGGGAUGCAAAAAAGGUUGUUAACACUAAUUUUUUGCUUGUCUAAAAUGCAGUUGCUGUAUUAACUACUUUAUUUGAAUUGGGAGUUAUUUAAGUAAAAACGGUGAUUUUCCAGUC